Penicillium cataractarum is the source of this 3492-nucleotide messenger RNA. RefSeq names its product DNA repair protein SMC6. The transcript has 10 exons. The coding region runs from base 1 to 3492 and encodes 1163 amino acids. NCBI's taxonomy places the organism in Eukaryota, Fungi, Ascomycota, Eurotiomycetes, Eurotiales, Aspergillaceae. Gene Ontology annotation, molecular function: single-stranded DNA binding; damaged DNA binding. Gene Ontology annotation, cellular component: site of double-strand break; Smc5-Smc6 complex; nucleus. Gene Ontology annotation, biological process: double-strand break repair via homologous recombination. The record is from RefSeq and is a predicted model, not a curated record.
AUGCCGUCCUUAAAGCGCGUACAGGUGCCCUCGGACUCAGACGACGGGAGUGACGGGGGUUCUGAGAGCGCCGCAUCGAACUCCACGCCUUAUUCGAGGAAACGAGCUCGACUGUCCGAUUCUUCCGACGCUUCUGAUGGGUCAGAAGCGAACGAGCGACAUACCGAUUCCCCCUCCCCCUCCCCCUCCGCCUCCGCCGAUGAUGGGUUCCUCGACGAAGAUGCAGAUGAGGAAGAGCUCGAGCUCCGCCAGACACAGCUGAUUCAGGACAAGUACGCCCAUCUGAUCGAUGAAGCUAAUGUGCCUGCCGAACAUGGGGUCCUCGAACGUGUCGAAUGCUACAACUUUAUGUGCCACACUCAAUUCUCCGUCGAGCUCGGGCCGUUGAUCAAUUUUAUCAUUGGAAAGAACGGCAGUGGGAAAAGUGCGGUCCUAACCGCAAUCACGCUUUGUCUGGGAGGCAAAGCAUCCGCCACCAACCGCGGUCAAAGCCUCAAGAGCUUCAUUAAGGAAGGGAAGGAGAACGCUUCCAUCAUCGUUCGGAUAAAAAAUCAGGGCGAAGGCGCCUACCUCCCUGAUGAUUAUGGCAAAUCCAUCAUUGUCGAACGGCACUUCACGAAGAGCGGCUCAAGUGGUUUCAAAAUUAAGAAUGCGCAGGGGCGCAUUGUCUCGACAAAGAAGGCCGAGCUAGACGCCAUUACCGACUACUUCUCCCUUCAAAUCGACAACCCCAUGAACGUUCUCUCCCAGGAUAUGGCUCGCCAAUUUCUAAGCACCUCCAGUCCGGCGGAGAAAUACAAGUUCUUCAUCAAGGGAGUUCAGUUGGAGCAACUCGACCAGGACUAUCGUCUGAUUGAGGAAUCGGUGGAUCAGAUUGAGGAGAAGCUCAGAAUCCAGGAGCCAAAUCUUCGCUUUUUGGAGAACCAGAGGAAUGUGGCGAAGAGGAAAUUGGAACUUUCUGACAAACAAGAUUUUGUGAGGGAACGUAUCAGGAACCUGCGAAAACAACUGGCUUGGUCUCAUGUGGAGGAUUUAGAACGAGAAAGAGAUUUAAUCUCCGAUGAGUUAGCCAAGGCGGAUGAGGGCAUUGCGAAUGCUGAGGCCCAACUGGGCGAAUUCGACGAUAGGCUCCAGGGUGCCGACGUCGAGAUGGAAACAGCAAUAGAGCAUUGCAAUAGAGCAGACGGUGCGCUUGAAGAGUGUCAAAAAGAGAAAGAGCAAUCGGCCGAGAAGGUGACCAAGGUGUCAACCAAUAUACAUGAGUCCCAGGCCGAUCAACGCAAUAUCAAGGGCCACCUCGACGGCGCAAGGAGCAGACUUGAAGUUGCACAGGAAAAGGUCAAGGAGGAAGAGCUUCGUCUCAUCGAAGUAAGCAAUGGGAGCUACGCUCGAAAGCAGGAGGAAGCCGAUAAUGCCCAAAAUCGCGCUGCUACCGCGCGGACCAACUAUGAGUCGCGCGAAGAAGGCCAACCCCCUUUACGGGAAGCAAUAAAGACCGCAGAAAUGAAGGCAACAGAGGCCCAAAAACUGUUGGAGAUUAAACAACAGGACUUGGGCCAAGCCCAAAACCGGCUGCGCGAGCUCACAAGAGAAAACGCGCAAGUCAGAAAUGGCUUUCACGAAAAAAUGCCUGCAUUGCUCAGGGCUAUUCAGCAAGAACGCUCUAAAUUCGCUACCCCUCCGGUCGGACCUAUCGGGCAUCACGUCACCUUGCUUAAGCCAAAAUGGGCUUCCAUCAUCGAGAGCACACUUGGCAGCAGUCUGGAGAGCUUUGUGGUGAAGAGCCAUGGUGAUCAAAAGAUUCUCAGCGCCAUAAUGAAGCGAGUAGGCUGUCAAUGCCCGAUUUUGGUCGGUUCUAACGAGAAUAUCGACACGACAAACCAUGAGCCGGACAGUCAAUAUCUCACGGUUUUGAGAGCCUUGCAGAUUGACAGCGAUCUAGUUCGGAGCCAUCUGAUUGUCAGACACUCCAUCGAGAGAAUGUUGCUGGUUGAAAAUUUGGAAGAGGCUUCUUCCUUGAUGUUCGACGGUCAAAAACUCAGGAAUGUUGUACGAUGCUACAGCCUUGACUCGAGGGAUCACCGGCGAGGAGUCCAUCUCGCUUAUAACAGAGAGGGUGCUCCCAGUCAAUCACCUGUACAGCCGUACAAAGGUGAUCCCCGGAUGAAGUCAGACUUGGCCUCUCAAACUAGUCACCAGCGUGAGGUCGUCCAACUCCUAGAACGUCAACGACAUACUCUCAAACAAGAACACGAUGCUGCAGUCGCUCAUGUGACAUCAUGCAAGCAAGAUUGGACGGCAUAUCAACGGCAGACUGCAGAAUUAAAGAUUGAGAUGCAGCAACUUGAAGAUCAUGCCGAGUCGCUCAAAGAUGCUCUUGAAACUAACGAAGAUGGGCAGCUCGACGCCUUGAAAACUACUCUACGAACCGCAGAAGUAGAAGUGGAAACGCACGAAGCGUCGUUCGAGGAUGCCAAGAUAGCUCACGCCGCUCUCAUGGAGAACCUCAAGAAUGCGCGACGAGAGCUUAAGGAAAAGGUCGAAAAGCUGACAGCUCAGCAACGCAAUUGCGAUGUUGUCAGGAAGGAGAAGGAGGGUGUUGAGAAAAAGCGCCGCCAAAUCAUCAGCGAAAAGAAUGUUGCUAUCGAUCGUAUUGACGCCAACAAAACACACAGGAACAACAUCCGGGGAGAGUAUGACCAAAAGGUUACUAAAACACUCGUGGAGACCGAGAAGGCCAGUCUAGUCUCAGAAAGAAUCCGACUCGACGAGGGGGAGACUACCAGUAGUCUCGAGGCGAAGAUGGUCAAACUCAAAAAGGAUGAAGAACUGUAUAAUGCUGAACUGGGAGGUUCCAGAGAGCAAAUUGCCAACGAUGCUGCUGCAGCGGAGAACACGUAUCAAGUCGCGAAAGCCCAGGUGGAAGAGUCGACUACGCUGGUCGAGGUAACUCCACCGAUUCCAAUGCCUCGUAUUGGUUCUAACAGCAUGCAGAUACUCAAAAAUACGCUGCAUAAUCGUAAGAAGCGGUGGGAGAUCUUCAGAUCACACAUCUCGUCUCGUGCCAAGGCCCAGUUCACCUACUUGUUGAGUGAGCGAGGCUUCCGGGGUCGGCUACUUGCCAACCAUCAAGAGAAACUGUUGGACCUCCAGGUUGAGCCCGAUAUCACAAAGGAUGAUAGCACGGGCCGUGGAGCCAAAACACUCUCCGGUGGUGAGAAGUCAUUUUCCCAGAUCUGCCUGCUGCUUGCCCUUUGGGAAGCUAUGGGUUCGCCUAUUCGAUGCCUCGAUGAGUUUGACGUUUUCAUGGACCAUAUAAACCGAAAACUUUCCAUUGACAUGCUCAUGAUCGCUGCCCGACGGUCGAUUGGACGUCAAUUCAUCUUGAUUACCCCAGGCACCAAGACUGAUAUCACUCUGGCUCCUGAUGUCAGGGUGAAGGAGUUAGCAGAGCCGGAACGUGGUCAGACAACCUUGGCAUUCCAAAGGUAA